This is a messenger RNA of Colias croceus (clouded yellow), 1459 nucleotides long. It is a transcript of the gene Efr, whose product is annotated as UDP-xylose and UDP-N-acetylglucosamine transporter. Gene Ontology annotation, cellular component: Golgi membrane; endoplasmic reticulum membrane. NCBI's taxonomy places the organism in Eukaryota, Metazoa, Arthropoda, Insecta, Lepidoptera, Pieridae. The record is from RefSeq and is a predicted model, not a curated record. Gene Ontology annotation, molecular function: UDP-xylose transmembrane transporter activity; UDP-N-acetylglucosamine transmembrane transporter activity. The transcript is spliced from 2 exons. Gene Ontology annotation, biological process: transmembrane transport. The coding region runs from base 163 to 1179 and encodes 338 amino acids.
GUCACAAACACAAAUCAGAAUUUGUCGAUUACGCAGCCCUACACACACACACGUCAGUGUCCGUCGUUGUCAAACGUGCGCCGCUUGUCAGAAUGUUGAUAGUUUCGUGAUUUUAGUGUUUAUUUACGGAUAAAGUGUGAAAAAGUGCUGAAAAUAUUCACGAUGAGCCCAAAAGCAGCGUUGGCCAUAUGUAUGGUGUUUGUUGGAUGUUGUUCCAAUGUUAUAUUUUUGGAAUUGGUUGUGAAAGAGGACCCAGGCGCGGGAAAUUUGGCGACAUUUUUGCAAUUCUUAUUCAUUGCGUCAGUCGGAUUUUGUACUGUUGGCAAAUUUGGAACAGCAAAGCGGAAUAUACCCUUCAAACAGUACCUACUACUCGUGGGUUUCUUCUGGACAAGCAGUGUAGCCAACAACUAUGCAUUUGACUUCAACAUAUCCAUGCCGUUGCAUAUGAUAUUCAGGGCUGGUUCGCUCAUGGCAAACAUGGCUAUGGGUGUGUGGAUAUUGAAGAAGCGCUACCCAGUAUUAAAGUACCUAGCAGUAUUCAUGAUAUCAGCGGGUAUAGCCAUAUGUACUAUACAGUCAAGUGGUGAUGUCAAGGCCCCAAGGGAAACUCAUGAAGAUGCUGCCGAGGAAGAGAAACUCAAGUUCAUCGACUGGCUCUGGUGGUGUUUGGGCAUCGCUAUACUGACCUUUGCCCUAUUUGUCUCAGCUAGAAUGGGAAUUUUCCAAGAGUCAUUAUAUUCCAAGUAUGGAAAGCACCCGUGGGAGGCGUUAUAUUAUACUCAUUUGUUACCAUUAGUAUUUUGGUUACCGACAGCACCUAAUAUUACCAAUCAUGUAUCUUUAGCAUUAAAUACACCUGUAGUCGAAUUUUUAGGUAUCACAUUCCCUAGACAAGUCUUGUGGCUGAUACUAUAUGUAUUAACGCAAGGAUUAUGUAUCAGUUCUGUAUAUGUUUUGACUACUGAGUGUGCGUCUUUAGUUGUAACUCUUACGGUUACAUUAAGGAAGUUUGUAUCUCUCAUAUUCUCUAUUUUGUACUUUAAAAAUCCAUUCACUGUCGGGCAUUGGAUCGGCACAUUAUUAGUGUUUAUAGGUACAAUGAUAUUCACUGAGCUAUUACAGAAAACAGUUGCAUUAUUUGUACCUACAGUCAAGAAAGAAAAGAAAAAACAGUAAUUUUAUUGUAUCCUUAUUUACGCAUUGUGAUAAUUUGGCCAUAACUAGAGGCAUUUUGUUGUUCCUUAUGAUUUUUAGAUUGUGACCCAUAAGUAUUUUUUUAAUGCCUUUUGGUAUUAUGUCAUGCUAUGGAAGUUAUAAAAUAGUAUAGUCAUUCUGCUGAGAUAAUGAUUUUGAGAUAUUAUUAUGUAUGUGUAAUAGAUAAAAUAUUGCUCUGUCAUAAUUAUAUUGUAUCUGUGCAAUACAAUGCUUAGAAAUAAUAAAUGACUUGUAAUUAUUU